Pieris rapae (cabbage white) is the source of this 2332-nucleotide messenger RNA. Its product is annotated as myrosinase 1-like. Gene Ontology annotation, molecular function: beta-glucosidase activity. The transcript is spliced from 11 exons. Gene Ontology annotation, biological process: carbohydrate metabolic process. Bases 59 to 1510 code for a protein of 483 amino acids. The record is from RefSeq and is a predicted model, not a curated record. NCBI's taxonomy places the organism in Eukaryota, Metazoa, Arthropoda, Insecta, Lepidoptera, Pieridae.
UGAAAUUGUCACAAUAAAGAUGUGACAUGCGAAUUAGAAGUUAUUGUAAUUUUUGAACAUGUAUUGGUUGGUCGUCUGGACUGCGAUCGUCACGUGGUGCGAGGCAGCCUCAAAAUUCCCAGAUGGGUUUCAAUUUGGCACAGCCACUUCCGCUUAUCAGGUGGAGGGCGGUUGGAACGCAAGUGAUAAAUCUCCAAGUAUCUGGGAUGUUUACAUUCAUGAAAACCCUUCUGCUAUCGCCGACCACUCAACUGGAGAUGUGGCUUGCGACUCCUACCAUCUAUGGAAGGAGGAUAUCUCUUUGGCCCGGACUUUGCAGCUCAAUUUUUAUCGCUUCUCAAUAUCAUGGCCCCGACUCCUACCAGAGGGUUUUUCUAACAACGUGAGCGAAGAUGGAACAAGAUAUUACAACAAUCUUAUUAACGGUCUUCUUACCGUUGGAAUCGAACCCGUUGUCACCCUGUACCACUGGGAUUUGCCGCAAAAUCUACAAGAUUUAGGAGGCUGGACCAACAGUAAAAUAGUGGAUUGGUUUGUAGCGUAUUCCCGUGUGGCGUUCACGCUUUUUGGGGAUCGAGUUAAGACCUGGGUUACCAUAAAUGAACCGACGAGCUUCUGUAAUGUGGGGUAUGAGACCGGGAUACUAGCACCUGGGAUAACCAGCCCUGGGAUUGGAGAAUAUCUUUGCGCUAAAAAUGCUUUACUGAGUCAUGCGAAGGCAUACAGACUGUAUGAACAGGAGUUUAAAGAUAAAUAUAAAGGGCAAGUUGGUUUGACAGACCAACACGUGUGGUAUGAGCCAAAGACUCCUUUCCAGGAACAAAAUGCGCAGAUGGCACGGGAACUUGGCCAAUUAUACACCUUUCCGAUAUUCUCCGAUAUUGGUGGAUGGCCUCCCAAUAUCGAGUCUAUUAUAGCCAGAAAUAGUAGAGCUGAAAAGUUCUCAAGUUCUAGACUUCCUGUGUUCACUGAAGAAGAAAAAAAGCUAGUCAAAGGUUCAGCUGACUUCUGUGGUGUUAAUUACUAUACCUCCCGACUCGUUGAAAAAGCGUGUCACCAAGAACAGAAGACUUUCUGGCCAUUGUAUGGAAGCCCGGAGCUUGACUUGGCUUUCUCAUAUAAUUCUACUUGGCUACCGCGUUACAAUUGGCUCGCGAGCUAUCCCCCUGGAAUCCGUCGACUUUUGAAGUCAUUGACGGAGCGUUAUGGGAAUAUAGAAAUAAAAAUCUUUGAGAAUGGUUUUGGGACGUCCGAUGCUUCCCUCAAUGACACCAUAAGAGUGCAGUAUAUUAGGGAUCAUUUGGAGCAGGUUCUAUUGUCUAUAACAGAAGAUGGCGUAAAUGUCACAGCCUACACUGCGUGGGCUCUAAUUGAUAACUUUGAGUGGAACAGUGGAUUUAAGCCUAGAUUUGGCAUCGUCCACGUUGAUUAUAACGAUCCGAAUCUAAAGCGCACACCUAGAGCCUCCGCGUACUAUUACGCAGAUGUAAUAAAGAAAAGAGAAAUUUGAUAUACUUCUUGGCAUCAGUACCAGUGCAUGUUAUAAUCAAUUUAUACAUACAGGAUAUCAAUUUUAAUGUUUAAAUGCUAGAGAAUAACCCUAUUUAUAAAAAAGAUCUAAAACUGUUUUAAUUAAAAUAGUCCUAUCUAUUUCAGUCAAAUUGUACUAUAAUGAAAAUAGAUAGAAUAGUGCUUUUGUUAGUGUCAAGUGUACAAGGAUAUAAUUAAGUAUAUCUUUUAAGUUCACGUAUAGUUGAAAGUAAUAAGGUAUUGGGACAGAUGUUACAAAACAUCACCUUGUCAGCAUAAUUUAUUCGAAACAAACAAAAUAUAAGCAAAAACUUUUGCACGCUAUUUUACGGAUGAUUUAUUGAGUCAAGAUUAUUGUUUCGAAACGGUAUUCAUUAUAAAAUAUUCAGUUUGCUAUUAAGAAUUCUGUAGGGGCAACUAAAUGUCGACAUGCCGCUAUAUUAUUAGUUUUGUAUAAAACUAUUUAACUGUAGUCCUACUUGUACUGCCAACUAGAAAGCUGCACACACUUCCUUCAAUCUUCCAUUUAUAAUAACAAACCUAAUAUAAUAUAAUAUGCAACCAGUAAAUCAUAAGACGUAACAGUUACGCACUUGCCACAUGUUUUGUAAGAGUUCAAGAAACAGCAUGAUAAGAAUUUUAUAUAAUCCUUUUUCAACAGUAAUUUCCUACAGCUGCAUAUAACAAGAGACAUAACUGACCUGUAGAUUACGGCUCAUAUAAUUAACUAAAAUUUAAUUCGCCAUAAUUUUUACUAUUAAAUUCUUAAAAGGCCGGCAACGCACUCGCGAGCCCUCUAGCA